This is a messenger RNA of Candida albicans SC5314, 1065 nucleotides long. RefSeq lists its product as uncharacterized. Gene Ontology annotation, molecular function: single-stranded DNA binding; DNA replication origin binding. The transcript has a single exon. The record is from RefSeq and is a predicted model, not a curated record. NCBI's taxonomy places the organism in Eukaryota, Fungi, Ascomycota, Pichiomycetes, Serinales, Debaryomycetaceae. Gene Ontology annotation, cellular component: DNA replication preinitiation complex. The coding region runs from base 1 to 1065 and encodes 354 amino acids. Gene Ontology annotation, biological process: mitotic DNA replication preinitiation complex assembly; double-strand break repair via break-induced replication; DNA replication.
AUGGAUAUCGUUGAAAUAAAACUGAAAAUAAAGGAAUGGGAGUAUGCGUUCCGUAAACAACAUAAUAAACUUCCAUCGAAAGCGGAUAUAAAAGAUGAUGUGGAGAUUCAUAAAUUGUACUCGUUAUACAAGUCCAUAAAACUGGGACAGCAACAGAAACCAAGCAAACAAGAAACUGUUAACGAGCCGGCAUCAGUCCAGUCUUCACCAGUAAAGAGAAACGAUUAUUCUCCUAGAGGUGAACUAGGACCUACUCCACAAGCUAAUGGUCGAGUACUAUCUAUAUUUGAUUUGAAAAUGACUCCACCGGAUUCAUCUCCAUUAAAACACAAAUCGGACAAAGCAUCCCCGUCAGCAUUCGCAAUGCCUCCUCCGCAAUCUCCUGUGAAGAACAUAAUAGAGACGCCUACUAAAUCAAAGAAUAAACUGUUUGUGACUCCUAUCAAGGGUCGGAAAAUAGUAUUUGAAACACCGUCAUACCUUAACAAGCAUCGACAGAACCCACAGACUCCGGAUUCCCAUAAUAAUAAUAAUAAUAAUAAUAAUAAUACUGUAAUCAAUUUCCUGGUCUCUCCGUCACCAUUCAAAACACAGAGAAGCAUAGGGAAAAGGUUGACUGAAGUUUACAAUACAUCUUUAAAAGAAGCAGAGGAUCUAAAAAGCUUUAAUCUUGAAGAAGAAUUCCAGAGUCAUGAGGAACAAGAAUCUGAGGAAACGGAAACAACGACCAAUAAUGACAGAAAGAUUGCACCAAGAAGUAAAAGAACCCAGAAACGUCUGACGAGAAGAGUUAAAAUGGCACCACGACCUGUAAACUCGAAGCCAUCGUUGGAAAACGUAAAUCUUCAAGACCAUAUCACAAAACUAGAGGAAGGUGAAAGAAAACAACUUGUUGCAUAUAUGGAUUCAGAUGAAGAUGAUGAGAAUAGAGAUGGAGAGGUUGGCAUUGCUUCUGUAUUCGAAAGUCCGACAAAGAAAACCAGAAUGCCGGUGAGUAAUAAUUUCAAGAGGCUAAAGAUCAAUGACCCUAGAUCAAGGCGCUUCAAACAACGUAUGAGAAGGUAA